GAACUUCUUGCUCUAUAUCAGUACAAAACAUUGGAUUGAAUUCACCUCGCUUGUACUCAGCCUUACCGACCUGGCCGCGCGCAGAUCUGGCGCCCUCUUCAGCUUCCGAUCCUCAACACAUCCUCCCACAACCCUCUCAGCAAUCGAAACACGUCGAUUUACGCGUCUCCGAUCUCGACUGGACCAUCAACAACCGCAGCGAUCGUGAUUUUUUCUGCCCGCCAUGGCAGCCACGCGUGGCGCGGCCCCUCUCGAGAUCUAUCAGGACCCCACGUCCCCAGUGAUGGAUGAGAACUUCGCCGUGAACGAUAAGACAUUCUACAGCUCCCUUCAACAUUACGCAGGCAUUGACGCCAUGGGAGGCCUAUCUGAACACCCACACAUGAAUCUUCAACCCACAUUCGACCAUUCCGGUAACAUGGCCCCUCGCAAGAACUCAACCACCGCGCAACCCGCUCCCUUGAAGCAGCUCACGCAAUCCACCAUCAACAUGGUCAAAUUCCCACCUCACAGCCAGAACAACAACCACUCCACCGACUCACUCGCGAAACCUCCGCACCAUCUCUCGUACCCUCCCACCGCCUCGUUCCAAACUCCCAUGUACGGAUCAUUCCCGUCUCAUCCCACCUUGGAUCAAGAGAACAUCCAGAGCUCCUUCACAUCGGACUCCUUCAUGGGACUCGACGGCGCCAUGGACCCUCCCCCGAAAACCCACAACAAGCACGCUCUGACGGACUCGGCUCCACUUCGUGAACGACCGUCGAAGAAACAGAAAAACACCGCAUCGCGGGAACCGCUUCCCUUGCCGGAUCCCAGUGCAAUGCCUCCUGUCGAGGACGACGGCAAGAAACCACCGUUCAGUUACGCAAACAUGAUUGGCAUGGCGAUCUUGCGUUCACCUCAUCGACGCCUCACUCUCGCCCAGAUCUACAAGUGGAUCUCCGAUAACUUCUCCUUCUAUCGCACAUCCGAGAGUGGUUGGCAGAAUUCGAUCCGUCACAACCUGAGCUUGAGCAAAGCCUUUAUGAAGGUCGAUCGACCCAAGGACGACCCGGGCAAAGGUCAUUAUUGGGUCAUCACCCCAGGCCACGAGCAGCAAUUCUUGCAGGGAAAACCGAUUCGACGCACUGCCUCCGUCACCGACGCUUCCACCAGCAUUGGUUUCAUCAAUGCCACGCAGAACGAUAUCGUGCGUCCUUCCUCCAGUCAUGCGACCCGUCCAUCGUCGUCCGGCCAGUCCGUUGCUCCGCCAAGGCAACGCAAGAACUCGACCGCUCUGCCACCGAGCACGCGCAUGGACUCGGCGAAAAUUCCGACGGAUGACGAUCCGUCGUCUGACGCGACCAUUCUCGCGUCGGACCCGGACAACUGUCACCUCGGAGGCAACGCAAAGGUACCACCGAUGGCACGCACCGCGUCUCGCGGACCCCAACAUCUUCGGUCUUCUCCUCCCGUCGAGCUUCCCAUCGAGACCAUCACCUCGUCCCCUCCCCCGCCAGUUCACGCGCAUGUUCGACGCGUUUCAUUCUCCCAGCCCCUGUCGCGACCAGUAUCACGACGUGGAACUCCACCGCCGCCAUCGGGACAAUUCCCGCCCGCGACUCGAUCGGGAGGUCACCAUGCCUCUCGCAAGCGCAAGCUCGACAGCGGCUACUUCUCGUCGAUCGACUCGUCCGCUCGUCGUUUCAAUCCCAAUGAACGCCAUCCGGGCAGCAGCCUGGGAGACAUGAGCAAGCGAAAGGGGCGCGCCGAAGAGGAGAUUGCGCGCAUGCGACGCGGAAGCUAUGAUGGCGAAAGUCCAUCCAAGUCCCUUCCCGUUAGUAGAUUCGCACGAUGGCCCUCAUUGAACGAGUUCUCAAGCUCACCCCUUCCACCGAAUGAGAAUGUUACAUCGCAUCCAGAGGGCCCCGCAAUCAAGAAGCGGAAGACGGCACGCAACGCCCACACCGACGUGGAACGGAACGGACCAAUGACCCCUCCCGUUGUCUUCAAGCGGCCUGCUGGCCCGCCUCCUUCGGUUUCCCCUCACACCAGCUUGAUGAUCCACCGACAAAUGGUCCAGGAUAUGUUCCACGCGGGCCUGGUUCUAGACGAAUUAAGCGGCCCCUUCCAGAGCCCCACCCGCUCCGCCGAACAGCUCGCCAACAUCCCUUUCGGUUUCGCCCCGGCGCCCCAACUGUCACCUGGGAUGCUUCACCAAGCCUCGCCUUUGGCAACUGUUGCUGAAAAUGAAAGCGUCAAGCACACAUCGAGCCCCGUGGAGAUACAAAAGUACAAGACCGGACUGUCGCCGUGUGAGCUGUGGGAUAAGAUCACACCAGAUGGCUAUCCGGUCGAUGAUAACCGCCUCACGUAUCCUCUGCACCACGAAUACUCGGCCGUCUUCGACACGCCCAACGGAGGUUUGGCCAAGGCGAUCCGCGAUCGGGCCAAUUGCCCGAUUCCUGAUGUCGACAUCUCACUCAAGAACUUCGAUCCAUACCGCCAGCACCAGCCAAGCCCGACGAAACCCAGCAACAAAGCCGAGUCGUCUCUCGCUGGAACCAAGCGCAAGGCUCAUGAGGUGGACUACUCGGAGUUCAUCGACGGUCAAUUCUCCCCGCUUGCCAAGCGCCAGUUCCUCGAAAUCCACCGCCAAGCCAAGCGACUGAAAGACGAAGACCCUCUUACUGCCUUCAAAUCCUACUCACCUCUUCUCCCGCAGGCCAUCGCGUCUAUGAAUCAACAGAUUUCCCACCCGAAAUCUGGCCUCUCCCCCGCUCGUCCUGGCCUGAAACGCAGCAAAACCCUCUCGGCGCUCCCCUCUCAAUCCACCGACGAGCCCACGGCCCUCACCAGCCAAGCCCCCCUCGCUGAGAUCCUCGGCCUCAAAGACUGGACACGCGCCAUCGGUAAUGGUUCCACACAGCAACACCGGCCCGCGACCAGCAGCUCGGCCACCGCCAGCAAGCCGCUCGCUCCACCGCCGUUCAUCAACCCGCAAGAAUUCCAGCACAACAGCCAUAAGUCGCGCCACUCGCUGUCGUCGCGGUUCUCAUUCAAGGACCUGCAGCAGGCGGCGAACCGGCAGCGGGACAAUGGCGACGGCAACAGCGCCAACGCGGGAAUGUCGCCCGUGAAGAAGACUGCCGCCACCAUGAACCUCAACAACACCAGCAACACCAAAGCCGGCAAGCCCACCCUCGCCACCGACCUCCCCCGACCCACCAACUCCAACAAGGAAAACAUUCCCCCCGCCCUCACCGCGACGGACCUCCUCCUCCUCAGCUCGGACGACGAGGACGCGCCGGGCGUCGACCUCAUGCAGGGGUUCGAGCGCAUCGGAGCGCGCGCGGGCGCCGGGUUCGCAGUGACCAAGAAUGGGAGUCCGGCGAGGCGGCCGCCGAUGGGGAGGAGCGCGACGUUUCGGUAGGGGGCGCCUGGGGAGGCGACGGCGGAGCGAAUGAGAAGUUGAUGCGACGCGACACGAAUUGGAUGCACCUUUCUUUAUCACCAUCACCUUUCACGACAUUGGACUCCUCACGACUUGGUCGAGACUAUCCUCGGAUGGCGUUCACUCCUC
Eremomyces bilateralis CBS 781.70 is the source of this 3562-nucleotide messenger RNA. RefSeq lists its product as uncharacterized. NCBI's taxonomy places the organism in Eukaryota, Fungi, Ascomycota, Dothideomycetes, Eremomycetales, Eremomycetaceae. Gene Ontology annotation, biological process: regulation of transcription by RNA polymerase II. The record is from RefSeq and is a predicted model, not a curated record. Gene Ontology annotation, molecular function: RNA polymerase II cis-regulatory region sequence-specific DNA binding; DNA-binding transcription factor activity, RNA polymerase II-specific. The transcript has 2 exons. Bases 224 to 3412 code for a protein of 1062 amino acids.